AAUUUAGGGCCAUUUCUUCUCUGAAUUUUCUUAAUAGGUAUUGUGCUGAAAGCAGCCGUUCAGUCAGGCGCUAGUCUAUCGCAACGAGGAAAUAUGCUGAGUGAUGUUUCCCCAAUAAAGGGAAUUAAUAGGUUCCCUGCUGUCAUGCUUGUCGUAUUCGUUUUACUCGAUUCGUGAAAAAUCCAUCGGGAAAAGGCCCGGGGGCGGCCCAACAUCAUGGUCCUGCUAAAUUAGAAAGAGGAAUGGGAAAUGCCCACAUCCAUGUCAGAGAAGAUAUGCACAUCAUAAUAGCCAGAAAUCCCUCAAUUGUUUGGGAGUAAAACAGAAUGCCACAUCAAAAUGAGAGUGAGUAUGCCUCGGUACUUCAGCAGCUUCGUGAAACCACAAAAUCUGUCUUGAAUGACUUGCAGCAACUGAAGACCAACCCACUACUUGCCAGUUCCUCCACAAGCUGCCAGUAUGUGGAUCACAUUGCCAGUAAGACGCAAGAGGUCAUUCAGAUCGUGGACCAGCUUAGCACCAGAGCUAGACACAAGGAGACAAAAUCUUCCAAGUACAGGGAUGCCUCAGCAGUGACCAUGCCAAACAUCUUACAGAAUGUCUCAAUGCAGCAAUACCACAACAUGGAAGUGUUUACCAAGCAAGUUUUAGACAUAGUUGAGUUAGGCGCUUCCUUCAACUUGCCCGUGGUGAAGUCUUCUCACCAUCAUGCCACAGACGGAGACGGUCACAAACAGGGUCACAAACACAUUGACAGACGCAUACACAGAUCCCACCACCCCCACCGUCACAAACACAGUAUGUGGUGCCAGCGAUCCUAUCACCAUGUGGUCCCUACAUUGGAAAGCUGGAUCCAUUUAUUGGCUGAAGCCCGAGACAAGACGCCGUCUGUUGUCAAGGCACGCAUGGACUCAGAGCAUGCCAAGAUGGUUGCCCACUUUCAGAGGCUGUUCGACGUGCCAACAGAGGGCGGUGUGUACACCCGGAUGAACGAGCUGUACUCGCGGGUAGGCGAGAUGCAGAAUGUGCUGCAUUCUCUCAGGGAUGUCCUCGGUCUUGAUGAGGCUGCCUCAACCAAUAGCAUCGUAACAGCAACUACACAGCUUUGCGAGUUAUACUCAAGCUCUACUACGCACCUGCUGGGCCAGCUUCUCCAGCAAGAACAUCUUGACAGGGUUAUCUCAAGAAUGGAGCAUUAUCGAAAGUUCUUCCCCAUUUUUGACUCCAUGGUGAAAGAUCUGAUGGAGAUUCUUGGGGUUGUGUCAAUGGAUAGGAUUGUACCAGCCGUGAGGGCGCUAAAACUACUAGCCUCUUGAACCGUCGUCAUUUUGAAACACUUAAAUGUGGCUUGGUUCUUGUAGAAGUAUUUAUGACUGAAAAACCUCGAGGAUAGUGCAUUGGCGCUGAUAGAAAACGUUGUGGAGACAGGCCCCAAAAUUUUCCUAAACAUGUUCAUUCUGAAAGUGGCCGAGAACCAGUUGUGAGCAGUGUACAUUGCAAGGUAUUUUAGCUGGCAGCCCGUUCUCACUAAGCCAAUAUUUUCUUGCAGUAUAAAAGCAACUGUCUUUGCUUAAACGUUUGUGGAUGUUUGCCUGGGUCAGGUAGUUUUCGGAAAGUGUCAUUCCUUUUUAUGCAACUUCUUGUCACUAUGAGCAGGAAACAAUGUAAAAUGCAUCAGUUAUUUAAAUGUUUUGUUCAUUUCCAUUGUCCAUAAAAUUACCAUGCAUCUGCCAUGAUUUUGUUUUACAGAGAGAGUAUUUGUCCACAACCAAUUUGGGGGAAACUUACCAUUGUAAUUUAUGUUUGUAAAUGUAUUCAUGAAAUAUUGAUAAUUUGAUAUGGUCAUUCUAUUAACAGUUAGCUGUGAUUGCAGGAGACUUUGUGUAACUUCUGAAAUGAUACAAGAACUGGACCUCUUGUUUUGCCUUUUUCACACACAAAAAGUGGUGUAUGAGUAAUUUUGUUUUCCAAGUUUGGCAGAUUAGAGAAUUGAUCAGUUCUGAUGAUGCUCACCUUUUUGAUGUUCUUUAGUUUUGGAGACAAUCAUAAUAUUCAUUGUAAGAAGCUAAAAUGUAUUAUCUGAACUUAUUAAAAAAAAAUUAAUAAUUGCUCCAAAUCCACAGAUCGAAAGCUCAAUUGUUCAGUGUAAGGAAUUUUAAUUCAUUCUUGCAAUAACAAAUACAUUCACAAUAUAUAUUUCUUGUUCAGUGUUAUACAUUAAUUUUGGAACUUUUUGUGAGAGUGGAAGCUGUCUUUGAAGGUCCACAGUCACUUGCCCAAGAUUUUAGACUCCAGUUUUAUGUAUUUACCUCUGAGCUCAGUGUCUUCUUUUUUGAAAUUUUAUAAUUAACAUCGUAACAAGUAAUAGCAAUUAAUCGUUUACAAUUUGUUUUAAUCGCACAGUGAGAAAGGGGCAUUGUUGUGAUACACACUAUAUUGUCACCUGUUUGUAAAUUUGCCACGCUUGUUUAAACUGUUACAAAGUGUAACAUUUGCCUACUAUGAAUUUUUGCCUUGUGUUAAAUUAUUGAGCUGCAAUAAAAUGAAAAAUAUGGUUUCUUGAAGAAUAAA
Acanthaster planci (crown-of-thorns starfish) is the source of this 2571-nucleotide messenger RNA. RefSeq lists its product as uncharacterized. Gene Ontology annotation, cellular component: centrosome. Gene Ontology annotation, molecular function: gamma-tubulin binding. The record is from RefSeq and is a predicted model, not a curated record. Lineage: Eukaryota; Metazoa; Echinodermata; Asteroidea; Valvatida; Acanthasteridae. Gene Ontology annotation, biological process: regulation of microtubule cytoskeleton organization; cilium assembly.